Molecule: messenger RNA, 3502 nt
Organism: Linum trigynum
Lineage: Eukaryota; Viridiplantae; Streptophyta; Magnoliopsida; Malpighiales; Linaceae
Source: the annotation of a GenBank genome assembly
AAUUAUUCGUGGAUUAUUAAUUUAUUAUUGUUGUUUUGGGUUAUUCGUGUUAGUUCUUGCUUAGGAAUAUUAUUUAUCAUUAGGUAUCCUCUCUAGGAAGUUAUUGUUUACUUGUUUGGUUAGGAUGAGUUUACCUUAUUUGAGAGGGAAAGGCUCGAGAUCUACUGCGCGUGGAUCCGCACACUCGUCACAUACUCACACGUGUUACUUGAAAAGGAAGAAACGCAUCGUCCUCGGUCCCGCGAGGAAUUCCCGCGCAGAGAAAUAAACCACUCUUCUUUUAAGUCUCAGCACAACAAUACCCAGUCCUUAGGGUUUAUUCUGUUCUCUUCUUCUUCUCCCUUCUCUUCCCCGUUCUGAUUGCUGCUUUGGAAGAGACCAAGUGGCAGCUAUGCAAAACGCCGGCGGUGAUCACCACGACCGUGGUUCGAUUCCGUCAUCUGCGGGUACGGAUACGUCGGUGGCGGCGGAGCUGGCUACUACGAACUUGAAAGACGACGCCGCCGCCGCCAUACCGUCCUCCGCAUCAGACCUCAAGCAUCCCUUGCGCGAUCGGGUCCUAAUCCGAUCCAUCCUCUCCCGCCCCGACGGCGGAGCUGCGCUGGCCGGGCAGCGCAUCCGCGUCCUCGGAUGGGUCAAGACAGGGAGGGAGCAAGGGAAGGGCAAAUUCGCCUUCCUGGAAGUCAACGACGGGUCUUGCCCGGCGAAUCUACAAGUAAUUGUGGAUUCCGGCAAGGCCAAACUCGGUUCGCUGGUGGCGACGGGCACCUCCGUCAAGGUCGAGGGUUUGCUGGUGGCGCCGCCCGUAGGUACGAAGCAGAGGAUUGAGCUCCUGGUCGAGGAGGUUCUCCACGUUGGUCCGGUUGAUCUAGCUCAGUAUCCAAUUCCCAAAACCAUGCUCAGCCUGAAGUUCUUGAGGGAUUUCAUCCACCUCCGCCCCAGAACCAACCGGAUUUCUGCAAUUAUCCGAAUUCGCGAUGCCCUAGCUUUCGCUACGCACUCCUUUUUUCACGAGAACGAGUUUCGGCUGAUUCAUACCCCGAUUAUCACCACCAGCGACUGCGAGGGCGCUGGUGAGAUGUUCCAAGUGACGACGAUGGUUGGCGAGGCGGAGAAGCUGCAGAAAGGGGAGGUGGGAGUGGCUGCUAAACCUGGUAUCCCUCAGAAAGAUGGGAAGAUUGACUAUGCUGCUGAUUUCUUUGGACGUCAGGCUUUCUUGACCGUCUCUGGUCAGUUGCAACUUGAGACUUGUGCCUGUGCGGUUUGCGAUGUGUACACAUUCGGGCCGAGUUUCAGAGCCGAACACUCUCAUACUUCGAGGCAUCUGGCUGAGUUUUGGAUGGUGGAACCCGAGAUAGUUGAUGCAGAUAUUCAGGAUGCCAUGAACUGGGCAGAGGCAUAUGUAAAGUACAUGUCCCAGUGGCUAAUUGAUAAAUGCCAUGAUGACAUGGAGCUCAUGGAUGACAAAGGCUGCAUUGACCGCCUAAGAAUGGUGGCAUCGACUCCUUUUGAGCGAAUUUCAUAUACAGAAGCAGUGAAAAUCCUUGAGGAGGCUGUGAAGGGUGGUAAGAAGUUUGAUAACAAAGUUGAAUGGGGGAUUGAUCUGGCAUCCGAACAUGAGAGGUUCUUGACAGAAAAUAAGUUCCAGAAACCGGUGAUUGUUUACAAUUACCCUAAAGGAACCAAAGCUUUCUACAUGAGGCUCAAUGACGAUUCAAAGACAGUGGCUGCAAUGGAUGUCCUUGUACCCAAGGUAGGAGAGUUGAUUGGUGGAAGUCAGAGGGAGGAGAGAUACGAAGUUAUCAAAGAAAGGAUUAUGGAGAUGGGGCUGCCUCUGAAGCCAUAUGAGUGGUACCUUGACCUUCGCCGGUUUGGGACCGUAAAACACAGUGGGUUUGGGUUAGGAUUUGAACGAAUGUUGUUGUUUGCGACCGGCAUUGACAACAUCAGAGACGUUAUUCCCUUCCCAAGAUUCCCAGGAAAAGCAGAUCUGUAACUAGCUUGUUAGUUUAGAAAGAACCAGCAUGUCCAUGUAUAAGAUAUGUGUUUUCAUGUUUACAUUUGCUCAUCUUCUCUUUUCAUGAAGCUCAACCCACGAUUCCUUCCAAUGUAUGAUUUCACUUUUAUUAUAGUAUCCGCAUUAGUUUUGUUGUGGGGGCAGGAAUGAGGAUGAGUUUAGCUAUCUCACUGAAUUUCACACUAAUACUAUGUGCUAUCAAGUAUCAACAACCCAUCUUCCUUUAAACAAUAUAUUUAACUUCAAUUAUCAAAUUAUAAUAAGAUUAAUCCGGCUUAUACGUCUUUCUUGAGAACUCACUCAAUUUCGGUAUAUUUGACACUCAUUGUUACAUAUUAUUUGAAGAAAAAUUCUAUUUUCUUACGAUUAAACAAAGAAAAAACCGUUCAGAAACCAAAUAGAGAUGCUAGGUAGGUUAAUUUAGUCCAAUUCGUAGUUGAAGUCUUUCACUUAUUCGAAGUGUCAUUGGGUGAAAAUAUGAAUAAAGAUAAGUCAAAGUAAGAGAAAUAAAAUAGAUGUUGAGAUAAAUUAAGGCAGAAUGGAGGUCAUAGGUAAAGACGGAGCAAGCUAGUGCGCAAGUAGUCAGUGGCAGAGCCAGAAAAUUGGUCAAGGGGGUGUUUUUUCCAUACCACAAAAAAAUCAAAUGCAUAAUAGAAAAUAUAUUCUAAAUGAAAUAAAACGUCAUCAAAAUAAUACUAUAGAUUCACAAUAAUAGUCCAAACGCAUGUCACUUACAUACGAACCGAAGGAUUUCAUAUGAUUAAAAGCAUUAUAAAAUACAUUUAAGGUACAAAGUAGCACAAAGUUCUUGUUCAAUAUGUCAUUAAUGCAUCUUUCAUUUAGUUAUUGUGACGGUAGGAUUUAGUGAAUAUCGUAGGCGUCCAUUUGAGAAGGCGGAGGCUAUCUAAGGAGUGGUUAUCCCCACUUGUGAAUCCAUUCAUAAAUCAUCCAAGUGUUGGAUAAUACAACUCUAACGAGAGUUCUCUCCAUUAUUAUGAGUCGAGCGAGUGUGAGUGAAAACUGACUGAGUUCUCUAACGCGACUUGAGUGCUAAAACUACUUGAAAAGAAUUUAGUCUCUGACAAACUCACAGGGUAGUAGAUAACUCCAUCAGUUUCUCCUUUUGCAAUUGAGUUUUGUGGAUUUAAACAAGUCAUAGAUGACAAUAAGUGGCAAUUGAGUUUUGAGGAUUUUAAUAAUAGUUUAAAUAAAAGUGUAUGCGUGGUGAUUAGUACAACACAAAACGUCUCCAGUUUAGAUGGUCAGAUGGGUGGCAUGAGAUUAACAUGUAAUGCUCAAUUAUCUUGCAAUUGUUUUCUCCAAGGGGGUUGCACGCCCCGUCCACUUAUAAACCGCCUCUAGAGCAAAUCGGAUAAUAUCUAGUAAGACGAGAACUAAUUGCCAUCAGUCACUAUUUAUUUUAAUAUAUCUAAAGUCAUUAACAAUAAGUAUGACGACGAACACUAAGAAAUUUAAUAUGUAACA